AUGAGGGGCUCUAAAGUGCAGGAGUGGACUCCUACCAGCAAUAUUCAUCUGGUGGAAUGGAAGAAAACAGUUCAGACCAGGAAAGCAACAGGGAAAUGGGUAGAGAGACCCAAGAUUCGAAAAAUUCAAUCAGUUCUGGCCACCCCUACCAAGUCAUCAUCGAAGCAGUGGCCAUCCGAGGAUAUGCUAUUUCUCGGUGGAGAUGAUUGGGUCAGCAACCUCAACCAGCAGGAUUUCAUACCCCUGCCGCUACCAACAUCCAUGAGUCAGAAUGACUAUCUUCAAUAUCUCAGCAUACUCCUUGAGCGAGAAGCUCCUGCUGACCAGUCUUGCAUCAUUUGCAGGUCCAAUGGUGUCUACAAAUGUCACAACUGCUUCAGUGAGCCUCUAUUUUGCACAAAUUGUUGCAGGAUGGAGCACCAGAGGCUGCCCUUCCAUCGGAUCAGUCAAUGGACCGGUAGUUUCUUCGAGGACUGUUGCCUGGUGAAGACUGGUCUAGUGAUUUCACUCGGGCACAGCGGAAAUCCUUGCCCAUGCCAAGACUAUGGGCAUGCAACAACACCAACCGCCAAUGCGUCAAAGAACAAUCAUGAUCUGCCUACUGGAGUGCCAUUCAUAAAGAAUGACAAGACCAUGACGACAAUAGUGGACAAGUCUGGAGUACACACUCACAUCAUCAAGUAUUGCAUGUGUGCCGAUGCUCCAAGCGCCGACCUACAGCUGUUUCAAUUGGGCUUGUUUCCUGCAUCCUUUACCCAACCAAAGACCGCUUUCACUUUUGAUGUAUUGGACGACUUCUUACUGGAUAAUUUGGAGUGUGGCAUGUCAGUGAUGAAUUAUUACAGUAAGUUGAGGAGGAUGACAACCAAUGUUUUUCCACAUUUGGUGCCGGACCGCUACUGGGAGCUCAUGAGGGUGGCCAGGCAGUGGCGGCAACUGAAGCUGUUGAAAUGGAACGGCUUUGGCCACAAGGAAAAAGACGUUGAACCCAGCGAUCUCGCUCUCUUCUGCCCAGCAUGUCCCCAGCCGGGAAUUAAUGUGACAUUGCCGACUGAAGAAGGUGCGGCGGAGAUCAACAGAGAAUCAGAUCUGGAGAUGCUGAGUUGGCUCUAUUCAAGAUCACUGGUCAUGGAUGGCAACUUCAAAGCAGAGCAUAUGCAUGCGGCGAAUCCCAUUGAUGAAGUCCCCCUCAUGGAUGGACACGGUUUCAUGGUUGGUGAUGGCAAAUACAAGGCGCAUCUGGCACUGGCAAAGGAUGCCAUUCAACGGUCCAAGUGCAACAAUCACCGCGCAGUGAAUCAAGCUAAUGCAUCCCGUCACAGACUGGAGGCAACCGGCAUCGGUGGAUGUGCCUGUGCAAGGCAUGGCUGCUUCGUCCCGCAUGCAAUGGUGGAUUUUCAGAAGGGAGAAAGGCAGAUAAACAUGGACUAUGCUUUGUGCGAGGCAUUGAAACACAAUGCCGGCGGCAUCCGGUGCACACUGACAUUUUAUGAUGUUAAUUGCCAGUAUAAUAAGUAUCUAAAGGAUCGGGUAGCUGACAGCCCCUAUUUGCGAAUUCAAGAGCAGAUGGAGAUAAUCCCGGGGAUAGGUCUAUGGCAUGUUCAUGGCCACCAAGACAGCUGCUAUGUUCGCUAUGCUUCUAACUUUAUUGCCAGCACCGCCAGAAUUGACAGCGAGAUCAUGGAGACCCUUUGGGCGCCGUUGAACAUAAUCUCUCCUUCGGCAUGGGGGAUGGGGACCCCUCACCGCAAGGAGUGCCUGGAUUACCAAAUGAAUGAUUGCAAUUUCAUGAAAAUGAUCAGGAUGAGCAAGGCCCUUUGCCAAAAAUUCAGGCAAGCUGUGAAAGGGCUCGCCGACAGUAGGGAAGCCUUUGAAAAGCUGGAUCAGAGUGCCGACGAAAACAAUGUCAGGGACUGGGGGGAACAGGAGAGGCUGGAACAGGAACGGCGUAGCACUGAUCCAAAGGCAAUGGACAUUUAUGAAGUCCAACUGCAGAAAGCUCCGACCAGGAAAGAACAGGAAUUGAGGUUGCUGGAGGAAAAUGGCCAGCAACCUGCUCCUGCCCGCCGGAGGGGAGUGGCGACAUGGCUGGCAGAAGGGCUUUCCAUUGAGGAGGCACAGGUGACUCUCCACAUGGACAUUAGGAGGCUAGGGCAGCAUCUGACAGAGAACCAACAACUGGAGAUUGGGCAGCAUCAUGAGAGACUGCAAGGAGACAUUGACCAUUGGUUGGCGACGGACUCAGAUGAUGAAACAGCUGAUGAAUUCAGACUGUUUGAGCCAGAAAAGGUUGUAAUACCAUUGCCGUCCAAUUUGGGCCAGGGGAGAUGCGCCGAGCUCGGCACUGCAGAUAUGAUCCAUCAAGAACAUGUCCUCCGCGAAGGACAGGCCAAUGACGCCUUGCACAACAUCAGAGUGCACUUGGCAGACAAGGUGGUCAUCUUCCGAAAGACAGUCAGAACGGCAAAGUCGCAAGCAAAGUCCACCAGAGCUUGGGCCCAGAUCCAUGCAGUGGACCGGGCGGUAAGCAUCAAUGCAAGCAUCUAUUCCAAGUGCUGGUCUCAACUCGGCAAACUCGGCGCCGCCAACAUUUUGCUGAACAGAUACCGGCCAUUGCUUAAAGAACAUCUCCAGGUCAGCACCGCCGUUGCUGAUCCCAAUGCCAGAGGCCAGAGAAACUCCAUGUUGGCUUGGUUCUGGUCUAUGGAUGUGGAGGGAGACUCUGAUAGCAGCGAUUGGUUGAAUGAAUUUUACCGGGUGCAUUGGCUCCGUGCCAAGGCUCUAAGAGACAGGUGGGAGGAGGAAAUGCUACUUGUGCAGCAUGAAAUGAAUUGGACAUGCAACUUCUUCUUGCACAAAGCCGAGCAAUGGAUCCUUCUGGCUACCAUCUCAAAAGCCACCAACAAGGUGGGACACCUUGCCUAUGCGGCACGGUAG
Messenger RNA from Suillus paluster, 2937 nucleotides. RefSeq lists its product as uncharacterized. The record is from RefSeq and is a predicted model, not a curated record. The coding region runs from base 1 to 2937 and encodes 978 amino acids. Lineage: Eukaryota; Fungi; Basidiomycota; Agaricomycetes; Boletales; Suillaceae. The transcript has 10 exons.